UGUGAGCUCUCUGGCCCCGCCCCCGCAGCUCAGUCAAUCCAAGCUGAAGAGAAGGAGUCCGCGGCUAAAAAUAUAAUAACACAAGAUGGCCGGUUUGCCUCGUAGGAUUAUAAAGGAGACACAGCGGUUGAUGGCAGAGCCCGUCCCCGGGAUCACGGCCACGCCUGACGACGGGAACGCACGCUACUUCCACGUGGUCAUCGCAGGCCCUCAAGACUCUCCCUUCGAGGGAGGCACAUUUAAACUUGAACUAUUUCUUCCAGAAGAGUAUCCCAUGGCAGCUCCCAAAGUGCGAUUCAUGACCAAAAUCUAUCACCCCAAUGUUGACAAACUGGGAAGAAUAUGUUUAGACAUUUUGAAAGACAAGUGGUCCCCAGCCCUGCAGAUCCGUACAGUGUUGCUAUCUAUCCAGGCGUUAUUAAGUGCUCCCAAUCCAGACGACCCCCUGGCAAACGACGUCGCAGAGCAGUGGAAGAAAAAUGAAAGCCAUGCCAUUGAGACAGCCCGAACAUGGACCAGGCUCUACGCAGGCCCCGAAGCAUAGAAGAGAGACGAGGGCGUCUGAAUGUGAUCCACACAAUGUACUCCUAUUCUGUCAACAUUUGAAUUUAAACGGACACACACACACACACACACACACACACACACACACACACACACACACACACACACACACACACACACACACACACACAAAGAGUUAAAAAAAAAGAUUAUAAGUCCACAUGUAUUUGAAAGAAAUGACAAGAUUUACUGCUGCAGACCUCUGGGUGACUUAUUUUCCUCUCUAAGACGCGUUAAAUGUGUGUUAGCCUUUUUUCUUUCUUUCUUUCUUUCUUUUCUUUUCUUUUUUUCUUUUCUCCUGUGUUGCUAUUUAAAAUGCAUGGACAGAGAAUGACACCCUCCCCACUACAGUCUUAAAAAGAAAUCACAUGCAAUAUGUUGUUCUGAUAUCUCGGCACAUGCUGGUACGUUUGCAAAACUAUACAUGCAUUAAAGCUGUCCUUCUUUUAACACACGCAUUACUUGUCAACACAUUUUGUG
This is a messenger RNA of Salarias fasciatus (jewelled blenny), 1044 nucleotides long. RefSeq names its product ubiquitin-conjugating enzyme E2Nb (gene ube2nb). The record is from RefSeq and is a predicted model, not a curated record. NCBI's taxonomy places the organism in Eukaryota, Metazoa, Chordata, Actinopteri, Blenniiformes, Blenniidae. The transcript has 4 exons. Bases 86 to 544 code for a protein of 152 amino acids.